Messenger RNA from Pseudonaja textilis, 724 nucleotides. NCBI's taxonomy places the organism in Eukaryota, Metazoa, Chordata, Lepidosauria, Squamata, Elapidae. The record is from RefSeq and is a predicted model, not a curated record.
GCUGCGAAGAAGUGCCGUUCUGCGCGGCCUCCGAGUUGGAUGGGGGGGGGGAGAGCCGCCAUUUUCUCGCGAUGGGCUCCUCCAAGCGGCACCGCGACCGCAGCGAGGCCUCCGAGGACACCGCGCCGCCCGCGGCCUCCUCUUCCUCGGCGGCCGGCGCCGCCUCCUCCUCCUCCUCCUCCUCGUCCCGCCACCGCGAGCACAAGAAGCACAAGCACCGCGCGGGCGGCGGAGGCGGCAGCGAGCGGCGGAGCAAGCGGAGCCGGAGCCGGGGCGAACGGAGCGGGCGGCGGGGCGGCGGCGGCGGCGAUGAGGCCUCUUUCUCCGCCCGGGGCAGCCGCAGCAGCGCCGUCGCCGGGCAGGACGGCGAGACGGGGCGGCGGAGCCAGAGGGAGAAGCGGGACGAGACUCACGAGGGCGCCCAGGCCGCAGCUGCUAGCUCCAAGUCUUCCUCCGGAGGAGACGCUUCCCUCAGCAUUGAGGAGACAAAUAAACUUCGAGCCAAACUUGGGUUGAAGCCUCUGGAGAUCAACACAGUCAAAAAGGAGACUGGCAGCAAAGAGGACCCGGUGGCUGCAGAGGUCAUCAAUCCGAUCGCCCUCAGGCAGCGAGAGGAGAUCCGGGAGAAAUUGGCAGCCGCCAAGGAGAAGCGGCUCUUAAAUCAGAAACUUGGGUACCCUUUUGACUCUUCGCUAUUUUGACUUCUGAAAUAAAUUGCAGGCAG